Molecule: messenger RNA, 2257 nt
Organism: Caenorhabditis elegans
Lineage: Eukaryota; Metazoa; Nematoda; Chromadorea; Rhabditida; Rhabditidae
Gene: T03D8.6
Product: Gamma-glutamyltranspeptidase 1
Exons: 9
Coding region: 246-2177 (643 amino acids)
Biological process (GO): glutathione catabolic process
Molecular function (GO): glutathione gamma-glutamate hydrolase
Source: RefSeq, marked reviewed
AACUAAUUUCAACCAGCGCCAACAUCUUUCGCCGGCUAUCAUAUUCUUUCCCCGUCAUAUUAUUUUCACCCGCUUUCGAUAUAUUCAUAUCAGCGAAGCGAAUCUCGGAACAGGAAUUCAAAGAGAGAACAUGCGCACUUUCUCUUCUAUUCAUAUGCUAUUGUUUGAUGCCAUUAUUAAAUAUAUAAUUCAAUAAACAUUGUUUUCGGAAUAUUAUAUUUGUGAUCCUAUUCAAAACUCAGUCUAUGACAACAAAGACCGACGGUUUUGUCACUCGUAUUCAUACCACUACACCUAACACUACUAUAACUUCUAUAUCAGCCGCAAAAUUCGACAUUGUGGAAGAUAGAGAAAAUGAGCGAACCCGCACUACAUUGAGAAUUGUCACUGGAUCAGGAUUUAAACAAUUUGUGUGGCGUCUCGGCUUGGUGCUUCUCAUAAUGGCUACACUUUUAACUUUAUUACUACUAUUUGCCACGCCCAUCGCAAUACGCGCAGAAGAAUUUGUGUGGCCGGAACCAUCAAAUGCAAUCGAACGGAAAUUUGAAAAAGCUGCGUUGACUUCAGAUAAUGCAGCAUGUUCGAAAAUUGGAGGAGAAAUUCUCAGAAAAGGUGGUAAUUCAAUUGAUGCCUCAAUCGCCUCUAUGUUCUGUCUUGGAGUAGUGAAUCCUCAAAGCUCUGGAAUUGGUGGAGGUUUUCUUAUGACAUACUUUGAUCAGAAGUCAGGAGACUGUUAUUCAAUUGAUGCUAGAGAAACUGCUCCGGCGGCUGCUAGUCGUGACAUGUUCUUAAACGAUAGCGAUGGAUCAAAGUAUGGAUUCAAAGCCGCAGGAACUCCUGGAGAAAUUGCAGGAUAUUGGCAUAUUUUUAAGAAAUUUGGAAGCGGGAAAGUUACAUGGAAGGAGUUGGUACAGCCAUCAGUCAAGCUAGCUAGAGAAGGGCAUCCGGUAUCUCCGUAUCUUGCGACUGUCAUGAAAGUGAAGGAAAGACAUUUCAGACUCUUUCCCAGUGUAAAACAUUGGAUCAACCCUGAAACUAAUGACACAUACCAAUCUGGCGAUCUUCUCAAACGGCCAAAAUUGGCAAAAACGUUGGAGCGUCUCGGAAAUUCUCCAAACCCAGUUCAACUUUUCUAUCACGGAGAAAUGGCAAAAACAUUGGCCAAGGAAUUCCAGGAAGGGGGUGGUCUGAUUACCGAACAAGAUUUGGCCAAUUAUAAAGUUCGUGAAUAUGUGAACUCCAACUCAAAUGAUCAUUUCCGUGGAACGCUUACAAUGUGUGGCGGACCUCCUCCGAGCAGUUUUGGAGUCACUCAACUUAUUGUUUCCGCAAUGAGUAAACUGUUUCCCGAGGGUCACAAGGAUGAUAUUUACAAUGAUCCUAAAGUGUUACACAAGUAUAUUGAAGCCAUGAAGUUUGCAUAUGCUCAACGUACUCUCCUCGGAGAUCAUGAUUUUGUAAAAGGUGCCCUUGAACUUUCUAAGAACUUGACAACUCCUGAAUACACUCAAUGGGUUAUUGAUAGAAUGACUGAUAAGGCUCAAUCGUCGAAAAAUUAUGGAGGAAUUGCGCAAUACGUACCACCAGAUCAUGGUACAAGCCAUGUCUCGGCGAUGGAUCAAUAUGGAAAUGGCGUAUCUGCUACAACAACUAUUAACAGAUGGUUUGGAGCCGCCGUUGAGUCAUCUGAAUAUGGUAUUUUGUGGAACGAUGAAAUGGACGACUUCAGCACUCCGGGAAUGGAGAAUGGAUUUGGUUUCGCUCCAUCUGAGACAAACUUCAUUGAACCUGGAAAACGCCCAAUGAGUAGUAUGAGCCCAAUGGUUAUAUUUGAUCAUGUCACAAAAAAAGUGAGAAUGGUGAUUGGAGGUUCAGGCGGUUCAAAAAUUAUUUCCGCGUUGGCGAAGUCCAUCGUACGGUCUCUCAUUUUCCAUGAUUCAAUCAAAAAAGCUAUUGACGCCCCAAUGAUUCACAAUCAGUUCACACCAGAUAUUACUCAAUUGGACGACGAGUUUCCAAUCAAUAUGAAGAAUAUUCUUGAGAGCGAAUAUCUACAAAAGUUCCGGAACACAACGGGAUUUGAGGGUAUUAUUCAAGGAGUUAAUGUAUUGAACGAUGGUAUUUAUGCGUGUGGAGAUUAUCGGAGAAAAACUGAUCAAGAACCAUCUGGUUUUUAAUACUUGUUAUUGUUUCAACAUGGGUAUGCGAAAAAGUAUUUGUUUGAUUUUUAAACUAAUAAAUUAUUAUAAUAUUAAAA